This is a messenger RNA of Pimephales promelas (fathead minnow), 3639 nucleotides long. It is a transcript of the gene b3gat2, whose product is annotated as beta-1,3-glucuronyltransferase 2 (glucuronosyltransferase S). Gene Ontology annotation, cellular component: Golgi membrane. The record is from RefSeq and is a predicted model, not a curated record. Gene Ontology annotation, biological process: carbohydrate metabolic process; chondroitin sulfate proteoglycan biosynthetic process. Lineage: Eukaryota; Metazoa; Chordata; Actinopteri; Cypriniformes; Leuciscidae. Gene Ontology annotation, molecular function: galactosylgalactosylxylosylprotein 3-beta-glucuronosyltransferase activity.
CGCUUCCAAGUAGCCUAAUUCCUCUCUCGCUCUCUCCAGUGCGCAGGUGGGGAUGGGUGAAUUCUCAGUUUGAAGUCUCUUCCUCAUUUCAGCGGACUAUAUAGGCUACAGCAGCAGCGUCUGUCAUCAGAGCUCAGUCCCAUCAUUCGGUGCAGUUUUGAGAAAUCGUUCCACCUGCAUGGCUUUAUUCCACUCCAAGCAAUGCACGUGACCAAAACAAUGACCUGUUGUUAUUUUUGGCACUGUUCUUUGCGCUGAACGACUAAAGACCCCAUGAGCAUCUUCUCAGGGAACGGACUGACUGGCGGAGCGCAGGACGGGAUGGCAACACAACAGCGCGUUUAGUUGAGGGAAAUGGGAAGUUUAAGCGUCCGUGGACUGCGGCUACCGAAUAAUAAACACGCGAGGAAAGGCUUUAAUGGAAGUUUUAAAAGUAAUGUUUUGCAAUUAUACAAUAUUCUUCUCUGAAUGAACUGCUCUGUUUGUGGCGGACUGUUAGUUCUUUACAUUAAGCAGCGCUGGUUCUUCGGGCACAAUGAAAUCCAUCUUCUACUCUCGCUUUUUCAUCCUUCUUCCGUGGAUCUUGAUAGUGAUCAUCGUGAUCGACAUCGAUACGAAGAGAUUGUCUGUUCGGAACACGGCCAGCUUCUAUUUGUCUCGGCUGGGAAACGUGCAGCAGCGGCAGGUCGUCAGGACGACUCGGACCAGCAGCAGCAGCAGCAGCACCAGCAGUGGGAGUAACACCUCAUCUCCCCCGGUUAUUUAUGCCAUCACUCCCACUUACAGCCGAGUGGUACAGAAAGCUGAGCUCACCCGCUUGGCAAAUACGUUCCGCCAGGUUCCUCAUUUCCACUGGGUCGUGGUGGAGGACUCGAACUCCCACACGGAGCUGGUUUCGCGGUUUCUUGCCCGGUCUGGGGUGCGAUACACUCAUCUGAACGUGCUCACCCCGCGCAGGUUCAAGCGGACGGGGAUGCCGCGAGCGACCGAGCAAAGGAACUUAGCGCUCGGCUGGCUCAGAGGACGUCGCGCGUCCAAAGAUAAAGGAGUCGUUUUCUUCGCGGAUGAUGAUAACACUUACAGCCUUGAGUUAUUUGAAGAGAUGCGGUCAACCCGGAAAGUGUCAGUGUGGCCAGUGGGACUCGUUGGAGGCCGGAGGUACGAGCGUCCCCUGGUGAAAAAUGGGAAAGUGGUCGGCUGGUACACAGGCUGGAAAGCUGACAGGCCGUUUGCAAUUGACAUGGCUGGGUUUGCAGUGAACCUGCAGGUGAUCCUGUCAAACCCACGUGCCCUGUUCAAGAGGAGAGGAGCCAAACCAGGGAUGCAAGAAUCAGAUUUCCUCAAACAGAUCACCAAGGUGGAGGACUUGGAGCCAAAGGCCCAGAACUGUACCCAAGUCCUGGUCUGGCAUACCCGGACAGAGAAGGUCAACCUGGGAAAUGAAACAAAGCGGCAACAGGAUUCGAUUUUUAUAGAGGUCUAGAGACACUGCACUAGGACUGUCAUGACACUGGAUGGAGGCUCGCCAUUGCUGGCACUUUGCCGCCUUUGAACUUAAGGAUACCUGCUCUGGCGGAAAAGACAAGCCAAGCCAUCUCGGGUUUCUGGAUUCUCUACUGACACACUGUCUCUAUCUGCUGGAGCUUCACACUGUGGCGUCACACUGGAUUACCUGUAACGUGGUGGAGAAGAAACCAUGGAUAAGGGGUUUUCACAAUGGCAAAACCCUGAUCACUUUCCCUUUCAGGGUUUCUGCAGGUUUCACAAAGUCAAAUCUAAGACCUUUUUAAGACCAUUAUGAAUGACAUUUAAACAAACAAAACAAAAACAGUACAAACUAAACAGAGUCUCAAAAUUAUUCGCAAAGUCAUUUAAUUUAUUCAAAUUGAACAUUCGUCGAAAAUCUGCACGAACGGUUCAGUGAUUUUGGAAAUUAGUUCUGUUUCUGUUUGUAUAAAAUCCCCCAUUUCAAAGCGCGUAAUGUUGGCCAUUUUAUCUUUCCCGCACCUGAAGGAUUUAACGAUGUUUCAGUCCGAAAACAUUGUUUGAAACAAUUUAGAACUGGUGUUGUCACUGUGUGGAGAACCCAGAGCACCUCUGCUUUUAGCGUUGGCUCUGAUCAAUAGCAACACGGAGAUUGAUUCUGGGAUUUGCGGAGCUAGUUGGGCCCCGCCUAGGCAGUGUAGAAGUACCGUUAGUGCUGGAGCCCCCUGAUACUUGCAAGAACUGACUGAUGGCUGUCGUUUGCUGGAGACCCUUCACAGCACUUAGAUGUUCAUCACUUUUUGCAUGUGACUCCAGCACCCAACGUUUUUGCAUAAGAAACAGUAGGCUUUAAAUACGUUGUUUGCAACUGGCUUUAAUCAAGCACGAAAUUCAGAUUUUUCAAGCCAAGUAUCACUAAACGUCCACUUCCCCAUAGCUGAAUAAAAUCCGUUUUAUGUCUGUCUGUGGUAUCUGAGAUACGCGCCAAUAACACGAAAGCUCAAAGCUGAUUGGCUGUUGCAUGUUGGUCUAUUUUGUAGUCAUACAGGGAGUUAUAUUUGAACUAGCAAAAUAAAUAACUACAACCAUGGAAUAAAAAAAAAAAUGACCUAGAACACAAUACGUGUUGUGAUUGUGAAAUUUUAGACUUUUUUUGACUUUUUAAGACCCCGCGGAAACCCUGCCUUUUCCUCGGACUCUGAAAGCUCUGAGAAUCAGCUCAACGUCUGUGAAUGCGGAGGACAAGGACCAGCUGCUUGAAUAAUGUACAGAGGUUGGGUGGUGCUGAAAAUCUACUGUCCAUGAAAAUAAAAGGAAUAGUCGAUAAAAACACACGCCGCAAAUACAGUCAAAAGCGUGAGACACCAGGGACAGAACUUUUGGAUUACAACUGUCUUUAUUCCAAACGACCUUCUUUAAAAGCAAAAAUAAAGAAAAAAAAUAAAAAAAAUAAAUGCGUCUUUAGACAAAAUGAUCACACAAUAGUUCAUGGCUAUUCACUGUUUAAUGCACGAAAAUAACAAUAUUUUGUCUCUGUACUAGGCACCAGAAAAUGUAAACACAUUAUAGAAAUAAACCUGGAUGACACAGUGGGGAUGUUUAAAUUAUUGCACAGCAGAGAGACCCUGUCUGAGAGGAUAGAAGCUCUGCUACAGCGGCGGGACUGACGUGUUCGACUGCACGCUUUUUGUUCGGUCAAAACGAGCUGGCUAAAAUGACAAUUCCUUCCACGAGCCCUUUUCUAUUGACCCCAACCCCCUAUUUCCCGUUAGCUAUCGCAGCUGUACAGUCGUCCAGGUUUAUUUGUCUUUCACUCACUGUGCUUCUCUGUAACGCACACAUUAAAACAUCACAGUAAAGAUGGAGUUUGUCAUGGGGCUACACAGAUGCGGUGGGAUGAGAAGCCAGAGAGAGGGGGCGAGGGGUUUGUCUAUCUCAUGAUUACAUUACAUUACAUGUGUCUAUACAAUAUCUGCUACAGGGUUCUGGGACAUGGGGCUACAGAAGAUAGGAAAAGGAAGGGGAUGUCACAAAUAUGAUAGCCAUACCUCUGUCUUUUAAAUACUAUGACUCACUAUUUGGUAAAGAUAUAUUAGAAGCCUAUAUAAUUGGUCCAGCAGCUUUCUUGUAGCUGAUAUGUGAUUUGAAACCCCA